AUGAACAACCUCGAGGUACAGCCUGAAAUCGACAAUUUCAUGGAGCUUGGCCUCGAUGGCGACGAUGAUUCCUCAGCAAUCCGGCGCUCUAAGCCGCUGAACGUCAAAUUCAAAGAGAUUUUUAUAUGCGACCUGACGGAAGGGGAGAUUACUGAAGACGUUAUCAAUUUUAUACGAGACUCGGCUGAACAGCUCGCCUAUAUGGUUUCGCUAGUCGAGGACCAAUCAAUGUUGUACCGACGAUUCAAGAACUCGCGCGUGCGAUUCGAUUGUUUUGACUUUCUGGUGUGUUUCCACGCUUACCAUAAGCGCUUGAUUGACGAAUGGCUGGCCUACAAGCGGGAUCUUGUCUCGAUCACCUCUUGCGCCCCACGGAGCUACUACGAUUAUGAAGAAAAUAUUUGGAAAAAGGCCUUCGUUGGAUAUGACGUCCAAUUUAUUGAAGAUCGUCUCGCAGUGAUUACCCGGUCCGACGGGAAAACCGUGACUUCCGUCUUUCGACAGGGAGCCGUUCCC
This is a messenger RNA of Mesorhabditis spiculigera, 516 nucleotides long. NCBI's taxonomy places the organism in Eukaryota, Metazoa, Nematoda, Chromadorea, Rhabditida, Rhabditidae. The record is from the annotation of a GenBank genome assembly.